Molecule: messenger RNA, 3365 nt
Organism: Symphalangus syndactylus (siamang)
Lineage: Eukaryota; Metazoa; Chordata; Mammalia; Primates; Hylobatidae
Gene: YAF2
Product: YY1 associated factor 2
Biological process (GO): positive regulation of DNA-templated transcription
Cellular component (GO): nucleus
Molecular function (GO): DNA binding; transcription coregulator activity
Source: RefSeq, a predicted model, not a curated record
UUUUAUAUGUACUUUUAAAAUAAUGAAAUUAACUAUGUUAAAGCAGAAUGAUUUGCAUGAACAUGUUGAAAUGUAAUACAGGAAUUUCUAUUUUAAAAAGUUAUUUAUUCAAUGGAAAUAGAAAAGGCUGACUUUCCCUAAGGAAGGAAAAUAAGACAUUUAGAGCCACUCAGGUUGGCUUGAGACAAUUGAAAUUUGUGAUGUUAGAAAAAUUUGUCAUUGUUUUAUAAAAUAGUUUUAAACAGAAAUUAUUCACUUUAGAGAUGGCUAUUGAGAAUUGAGUUGAAAAGUAAGGUAAGGCUUCAAAAUCUGGUCAGAUUAAUUUAAAUAAUAUAAUAGAAUUUUGUUCUUUUUCCCACCUUUUCUCUCACAAGCCUGCAGUCAUCUUAGGGCUCAGCUGAGGAAGGAUCCAUUUGCAAGCUCACUCAUGUGGUUGUCAGCAGACCUUAGAACACCUCCUUCCAAGUUAACUCACAUGUCUGUUUUCAGGCCUCAGGCAUCUGGCUGUUGGCCAGAGACAUCAGUUUAUUGCUAUGUGGGCUUCUCUUUUCUAUAGGCUCAGAACAUGACAGCUUGUUUGCCCCAGAGCAAGAUAUCUGGACAGUGAGAGAAAGGCCCGCCUUGGACUCCCAAAGUGCUGGGAUUACAGGCUUGAGCCACCGUGCCCGACCUCUUAAUGACAUCUUUUAUAUUAGCUUAUACCAUUAGGAUAAAAUAUUUGCAUUAUUGCUCCUUGAUCUGUUUUAUCACUAUAAACAUAUAAGACCUUUGUGCUGUGUACUUACUGCAGUGACUAGGAGUCUAGUAAACUAGAAAAGUUCCCUAGAUGACCCUUUUCUGAUAUUUACUCCAAUUAGAAAUGGAGGUCUGUGUAGUACCCCUGUUUGAAUGGGUCAUUUAAAAGUGAAUGGAUUUAUUACUGUUAUACUUAACUCAAAUUUAUAGAAAAAUGCAUGCAUUUACCCAAGGCAAUUUGUAUCUUAAAUCUAAGUAAGAAUCUGUCACAGAUCUUGACAGUCUUGACAGGUGUGUUGUCAACCUAACAAAUAUAAAUAUGACCUCAUAACAGGAUUGAAAUAUAAGAUUUUCAUUAGAAUUACAUUUUGAAUUUGAUUGUGUAGAAUGAUUUUACAGACCAUUUUAUCCCAUUUAUUUUUUGUUUGUUUUGUUUUCUUUCAUUUAUUCAGUGGUGAGUUAGUUACCAGACUAUUCUUAAAGGAAAAACUAUACACUUUCUUUGUUUCCAUAGAAUGAAGAAUCAUGAAAUCAUAAGUUUCUUGAAGGAAGGAGAGAAGAAAAAGCUGGAUCACUUACCAGUAACUGGAGUUCUCCUAUUGGGUAAUCUCCACAGAUCCACAUUGUUUGAAGUUAUUGUGAGUGCCUCGAGGACCAAGGAACCGUUGAAAUUUCCAAUUUCAGGAAGGAAACCUCGGCCUGUCUCCCAGUUGGUUGCACAGCAGGUUACUCAGCAGUUUGUGCCUCCUACACAGUCAAAGAAAGAGAAAAAAGAUAAAGUAGAAAAAGAAAAAAGUGAAAAGGAAACAACUAGCAAAAAGAAUAGCCAUAAGAAAACCAGGCCAAGAUUGAAAAAUGUGGAUCGGAGUAGUGCUCAGCAUUUGGAAGUUACCGUUGGAGAUCUGACAGUCAUUAUUACAGACUUUAAGGAGAAAACAAAGUCACCGCCUGCAUCUAGUGCUGCUUCUGCAGAUCAACACAGUCAAAGUGGCUCUAGCUCUGAUAACACAGAGAGAGGAAUGUCCAGGUCAUCUUCACCCAGAGGAGAAGCCUCAUCAUUGAAUGGAGAAUCUCAUUAAAGUUUAUUUUCUCCAAUUUCUUAGUCACUUCUGUCCUACCAUGCAAAUACACAGAUUAUGCCAAGAGGUACCACAUUUUCAUGACAAAUACAUUCAUGCACAAUCCAUAAUUUGAGUUUUACAUAAAAUAGAAAUUUGUUAGAAUUUGUUAGAUUUUAUUGCAACUAUGCCUACCAAACAUUUCCAGACUUAACAUUUUGGUCUCUGCAGUUAAGUGCCAUGAAAAUGUGGUUGAAUUAUUCAUUAUGCAGUGUUAUUGGUAAGUGUAUUUUCACUUUUAGUUUAGUGAAUUCUAACACAUAAUUCUUGAAUUCUCUACUAUUGGCAUGUAACGAAUUUAAAUUUUUUAUAACAUAGUGCAAGCUGCCUAAAUAUGUAUUAUUUGAGAAUUGUGAAACAGAUAGUUAUAUGUAUACAAGUUAAAGAACAACUUAACUAUUGCUGCAACAGGUUUUUCUUAAUGGUUAUCCUCUUAAAUACACCUGCUGGUACUUGGUGUGGUUAAAUAGGAAAAUUGUUAUUAAAUAAAGAAUUUGUAUGAACCUUUGCCAAUGUUUUUGACACGUUUUACUAAUUAUUGUUCCUGAAUUAUGUUUCUGGUUUUAUCCAUUUUUUGAGGUUUUUUUGUUUGCUUAUUUUUCAAAACAUUCAUUUAUUGUAAUGUUUACUAGCGGACUAGUAAACAAUAAAACAUUGAUUAUUUAGCUUUAUAAUUCAGGUUUAGUGCUAUUGUCAUUGAACACUGGUAUUUUCUGUAUCAUAUAAAACAUUAAAAUUCAAAUAAUUAUAAGCAUUUGGCAAAAACAAGAAAAAAGAAACUUGCCAUAUUUUACAAGCUGCAAUUUUAGAAAAGCUUUAACUUAAUGAUAGUUUUAUCACUGUUUUCUUGUCCCAGACUUACCCAGGGCCAUAGAAGUAUGAAUCUAAUUGAAACAGAAAUGGGAAUUGUUGCACAGAAAUGGGAAAUAACUAAUUUUAAAUCAGUCUAAUUGGCCUCAUUAAAUAUAACAAUUCUUAUGAAAAUCAUAGUACCCUAUUUUCAGACACAGCUGCCAGUUUACACAUUUCUCAGUAUCCUGAAAGGAAAAAAGUAUAGCCCUACUUAUACUAUGUAAAAUUACCAAUAAAAUAUUUUUAUGACUACAGAUUUUGCAUUUUUGUUUACGACUAUUAAAGUGUUUUAUGUUGUAUUUAGAAUUCAACCUAGAAACCACACAGUACUUAAAUUCUCCUGGGGUCUCCUGCUUUCUCUUAACCAUUUGCUUAAUAUAUAUCUACCUAAAGGAGACUUCUGAAUUGUAAAUGAACUUAAAAAUAGAAUGUGGAUGCAAAAUAUCACAUAAGACAUCAUAAUAACAUUUGAAGAUAAAAUAAAACUGUAGACCCUAACAGUUGUGAUAUUUGGUGGUUUCAUGUGGUAAUGUAAUUUUCUGUUUAAUUACAGUACUUUUUACAGGCACAGUGGUACUGUCUUUUUUGUAAGAUGCCAGUUGUGAAAUACAAUUAAUUGCAUACAGUAAAAAUCUGUGAUUAAAACAUUUAUAUACCUCA